Messenger RNA from Penicillium diatomitis, 2910 nucleotides. RefSeq names its product serine/threonine protein kinase. The coding region runs from base 1 to 2910 and encodes 969 amino acids. Gene Ontology annotation, biological process: intracellular calcium ion homeostasis; calcium ion transmembrane transport. Lineage: Eukaryota; Fungi; Ascomycota; Eurotiomycetes; Eurotiales; Aspergillaceae. Gene Ontology annotation, molecular function: calcium channel activity; calcium ion binding. Gene Ontology annotation, cellular component: membrane. The transcript is spliced from 2 exons. The record is from RefSeq and is a predicted model, not a curated record.
AUGGGGAUCGCGACGCACCGGUUAUCAGCGCAUCGAUUCCAGCAGAUACCUGACCUCCCUCACGAUCCUCACGACUCCCACUCCGUCAUGUCGAAUCCCAACGACAUGACGAUCGACAUUCCUUUGACGGCAACCUUGAGCCGGGGCCAAGAUGGUGCUCGCAAAUGGGGCUCCCACUCCGGCUCAACAGCUCCCAUCAAUCACUCCUCGGACGGACGAGAGAAGGACGCCCUGAGCGGCCCCGGUCGUCGUCGCCGAAACAAUACAGAUAUCAACGACUCCACGGGCAGGCCCUCGGAAGCACCUGAAGAUGGCGCGGUCAACUAUAUGGGUCGCAUCUACCAGGCCAUCUACCAUUUCUCGGUCGUCACUCGUUACAUGAUCUAUGUCAUUCCCUUCGGACUCUUACUGGCGAUUCCGAUUAUCGUCGGUGCUACUGCCGCGCCCGAUGCCAAGAUCGGUGGUGUGCAUCUCUAUUGGUUCUUCACCUGGAUCGAGGUCGUCUGGGUGAGCUUGUGGGCAUGCAAGCUUUUUGCCAAACUGAUUCCCUACAUUUUUCAAUUCCUAUGUGGCAUCGUCAGCGCCGGAACGCGCAAGUAUGCACUUAUUUUGCGGGCACUGGAGACGCCAAUCUCCUUGGUGAUGUGGUGCAUUGUCUCCCUGGUGACUUUCCUGCCGAUCAUGACCUUGAACCCUACGAAGCAAUCCGCCCAAGAUACUGGCGUCACGUCGUGGGAAAAGAGCGUCAAGAAUAUUCUUUUCGCUUUGCUGGUCUGCAGCCUCAUCUUCCUGGGCGAAAAGGCGAUCGUGCAGCUCAUUUCGAUCAGCUACCACCGCAAGCAGUUUGAUGCCAAGAUCAAACAGUCCAAGCGCAAUGUCCACUUGGUUGGGCUGCUCUUCGAGGCGUCCCGCAACAUGUUUCCCAUGUACUGCCCCGAAUUCAAGGACGAAGACGCAAUCAUCUUCGAUUCGCUGCUCGCCUUGAACGGCGGAAAGGGCAGCAAGCGCAGCUCCAUCAUGCCUUUGCGCAUGAUGCAGCAGGUUGGUCACAAUGUGGGGCGUAUCGGCGACAAGGUCACCGCCGCUUUUGGUAAUGUGGCGUCAGAGUUGACAGGAAAGCAAGUGUUCAACCCCACUGCGACUCGCUCCAUUGUCACGGAGGCGUUCGAACGGAAGAAAUCUGCUGCGGCGCUGGCUCGCCGUAUCUGGAUGUCUUUUGUUGUGGAGGGUCGUGAUGCUCUCUAUCUCGAGGACAUUGUGGAGGUGCUUGGCCCUGAUCACGAAGCCGACGCUGAAGAAUGUUUCGCGGCUUUGGAUCAAGAUGGUAACGGCGAUGUCAGCCUGGACGAGAUGAUCUUGACGAUCAGUGAAUUCGGUCGCAUACGCAAGUCCUUGAACCACAGCAUGCACGAUGUCGAUCAAGCCAUCCAUGUUCUUGACAACCUCCUUAUGUCCGUGGCAUUUGUGGUAGCAGUCCUUGUUUUCGUCUCCUUCGUCACUUCCGGCUUCGGGACUGUCAUCGCGGCCGGUGCUACUUCUCUGCUCUCGCUGAGUUUCGUCUUCUCCACGACCGCCCAGGAAGUUCUCGGCUCUUGCAUCUUCUUGUUUGUCAAGCAUCCAUUUGAUAUUGGCGACCGAGUGGACAUUGGGGACAAGUCCUAUAUAGUCGAGCGUAUCUCCCUGCUUUUCAGCGUUUUCCGCAGCGUCAACGACCAUCGCGUGACGCAGGUCCCCAAUAAUAUCUUGAACAAUCUGUGGAUUGACAACUUCACUCGCGCCAAUGCCAUGCAUGAGCAGCUGACUGUGCCGGUGAGCUUCGACACUUCUUUUGCUGAGAUCCAGGCUCUUCGUGAUGAAAUGGGUGUCUUUGUUCGCGAUCCGGCAAACAGCCGUGACUUCCAGGCAGACUUUGAGAUCGAGGUGGUUGGUCUGGGUGCCAUGGACAAGCUGGAACUGCUCGUGGACAUCCGUCACAAGUCGAAUUGGUCGAAUGAGACCGUCCGAGCUGCCCGUCGCUCCAAGUUCAUGUGCGCUCUCGUCUUGGCAAUGCGCAAGGUUCACAUUCGCGCUCCCGGCGAAGCCGCCGCCGCCGAGGAAGAAUCCGACGAUGAUAGUGACGAUGCCAAGGGCAACGGCGCUCCUGGUUCUGAUGAGAAGAAGGAGGCUCAGACCACUGUCGAUGCUGAUAGCAAGUUCGCCGCUGCUGCGGCGGCCAAUGGCAUGGUGACCUUGGAUGCCAACACUACUGGCUUCAGUGCUAACCGCUCCCCUGGCUCCCUCACCCACCGUUUAUCCACCGCGAUCUCGCGAGAGGCUGAAAUCGCAGAACGCCUCAACUCCCGCUCGCCCGCUUUGGCCGCUGUCGAUCCAAGCCGCGACGGCGGCGAGGGGCUAUACCGAUCCACCACCAACGCAUCAAAUCAAUUGACCGUUGAUAACUAUGCAUCUCUCUCCCGGGGCCUCUCGACUGGUCACCGCAAGUCUGGCGUCCGCGCCUCAUACACUGGCGAGGACUCUACGCAUGCUGGGCCCCACGAUACUGCCACCACAUCCCAUGGCGGCGUACCUAUCCUUCAAACACCUGCACCUCCCAGCUCUCGUGGUAGCGCUCGUUACGAACCACCCACUGCCACCUCUCCCGGAGCAUCCUCCAACCAGCCCAAACCCCAGCAACUGGGCUCUUUCACACAACCCUAUUACGGUAAUGAGAACCCAUACGAUUCUGUUCCUUUAAAUUCCAUCACUCCAGACCGGGCCACCGCCUCGUCGAGCCAUUACGAUGGAACGGAGCGGUACGAUCCUAUCUCUCCACCGUCAAUCUACUCGCCAGUGCAGUCGCGGGCGGCUGCGUCCAACUCGAAUACGAGAAAGGACCCGAAUGAUAGAUCGCGAUCGCCUUAUGAGCCAUGA